This is a messenger RNA of Labrus bergylta (ballan wrasse), 1686 nucleotides long. The record is from RefSeq and is a predicted model, not a curated record. NCBI's taxonomy places the organism in Eukaryota, Metazoa, Chordata, Actinopteri, Labriformes, Labridae.
GAAGAGAAAAUGAAACGUCUUACAAGUGUACUAAAAGACUUCUAACACGAGAUAUGUUUCUUCAAGGAGCUACGGCAAAAAAGAAGAUGGAGUUUGAGACGACGGAGACUGUACGCUCAACACCGAGUCGCCAUGAGAAAAGUUUGGGGCUCCUGACAAUGAAGUUCGUCAGUCUGCUUCAAGAAGCGAAGGAUGGCGUCCUUGAUUUGAAAGUGGCUGCAGACAGCUUAGCAGUGAGGCAGAAAAGGAGGAUAUACGACAUCACCAACGUGCUGGAAGGAGUGGGGUUGAUUGAAAAGAAAAACAAGAACAUAAUCCAGUGGAGGGGAGAGAACUCAGGCAGCCAAACUCAGGAGGUGCAGGAGCAGGUGAAGGUUUUGAAGGGCCACAUUUCUGAGCUGGAUGCCCAAGAGAAAGAACUCGACAACCAGAAGGCAUGGCUGGAGGAGAACAUCAAGCAACUGAACCACGAUCCCCUCACUAGUACUUAUAAAUUUGUGACUCAUGAAGACAUCUGCAGUGCCUUCAGCGGAGACACUCUUCUUGCGGUGGUGGCUCCUGCUGGGACUCAGCUGGAAGUACCCCUACCUGAAAUGGGUCAUAGUGGUCAGAAGAAGUACCAGGUGAACCUUCGCAGUCACUCGGCUCCGAUCCAGGUCAUGCUCAUCAACAAAGAUUCAGACUCUGCAGUACCUGUGGUUUUCUCUGUGCCCCCCACUGACGACAUCUGUCCAAUGCCAACUCCACCCAGUACCCCUGCCAGCCUGCAAAGGUUCCCUCUCACCUCAUCACAGUACUCUACCUCCAACAUCACCUCUUCCUACUGCAGCCAGGACUCUCUCUGCUCAGACCACCAGAUGGUGCUGCCAGAACACGAUGACGUGUUGACGCCAUCGUCCAGCCCUCCAGAUGUACAGAUGGAGUGUCACAGUCGGUCAUCAAUCAUAUUUGAGCAGCAUCAGCUGGAUCUGGAGGACCCGGAUUUCCAACCUGUUCUGGAAGUGAGCAGCCUGCUGAAGCUUAGCGCUGCCGGAGACCACAUGAAGGAUGACAGAGAAGGAGCUGUUGACCUGAUUGAUGAGCUAAUGUCUACUGAUGGUAUGUACUACAACUUCAACCUGGAUGACAACGAGGGAGUGUGUGACCUUUUUGAUGUGCAGAUCCUCGAUUACUGAUGUCAAACAGAGCCUGUACUGUUUGCUAAUACGACACACUCCAAGCCCUUUUCUGUUCCAGUUUCACAGAUGAUAAAUCAUACAUUAAAUUAUCAUCUCUAAAAUCCAUCUAAAACUAUUUGCCAUACAACUUUAUUUUAAUGUACUGGCCUUUUUCCCCUGAGCCAACAUCAAACAAAGUGCCUGAAAAAAGAAGAUCGAGACAUUCAUGCAGGCCAGAUUCCUUUUUUUUAUGGUUUCCUGAGUGAAUAUCUACAUUGUUCGUGAGGGAUUAGAUGCCUGAGUGGAAGGCAGCCAGCACAAAUCCCUUAGCCUCCUACUUCUGUUAUGCAUGUAAAUACCUUUUAUAUUGUUUUGUAUCAGUUGGUAACCAGAGAUUUGGACCGUUUUUAUUUUCUGUAGUUAAUGAACAGCUUGUGACUGUUGUGCUUGAGUCUAUUUUGACAAUAAUUCACAACAUGUACAAGGUUAUGUACAUAUGUCACUUUCUUUACAUUGAGAGUUAAUUACA